This is a messenger RNA of Orussus abietinus, 3367 nucleotides long. It is a transcript of the gene UbcE2M, whose product is annotated as NEDD8-conjugating enzyme Ubc12. NCBI's taxonomy places the organism in Eukaryota, Metazoa, Arthropoda, Insecta, Hymenoptera, Orussidae. Bases 175 to 720 code for a protein of 181 amino acids. The transcript is spliced from 4 exons. The record is from RefSeq and is a predicted model, not a curated record.
GCGCGUGGACGUCGCACGUGACUUUAGUCGAGGCAGACAGGUUCCCGAAAGCCAAGUUAAUCCCCGUGUCAAAAAUUGUAGGUUUUCGUAUAUUUUUCUCCCCCUCGUGAACUACGUCCCAAUUAAAAGUACUUGUAUGCCUCGUCAAACCAUAGGCCAGGGUGUAGCGUUAACAUGAUCAAAUUAUUUUCGUUGAAACAAGCGAAAAAAGAUGGCGAAUCUCCCAAGGCUGGAACCCAGAAAAAGGCCUCUGCAGCACAGCUGAGAAUUACGAAAGACAUCAAUGAGCUGAACCUUCCGAAGACAUGUGGCACAGAGUUUCCAGAUCCUGAUGAUCUGCUGAGUUUUAAGUUAAUUAUCUGCCCUGAUGAAGGGUUUUAUAGGGGUGGAAGGUUCGUAUUUAGUUUUAAAGUCGGCCCAAACUAUCCACACGAACCGCCGAAAGUGAAAUGCGAAACCCAGGUGUAUCACCCAAAUAUCGACUUGGAGGGCAACGUCUGUCUUAAUAUCUUAAGGGAAGAUUGGAAGCCAGUUCUCACAAUUAACUCCAUCGUCUAUGGACUACAGUAUCUGUUUCUGGAACCGAAUCCAGAGGACCCCUUAAACAAGGAAGCGGCAGGUGUCUUGCAGAACAACAGAAGAGCAUUCGAACAGAACGUAGCAAAAGCAAUGAGGGGAGGUUACGUCGGUUCGUGUUACUUCGACCGAUGUCUCAAGUGAUAUACUGCCGACCCACCGAUGUGGAGAUUCACACUCAGAGGAGACAUCCUGAAAGACUGGACGGCCGAAGGUCGACGUGGCGUCCUUGCCGACGCCUGCGUGUCGGCUUUAUACAUAUUAACGUUCAUUACGUCUUGCCAGGCCUCCAAACAUUUAAUCCACCAAGUAUUUUAUGCUUUGGGCUAAUAAACCUACUGAAAUGUUCGCGCAUAGUUCACUGACCGCGGGGGAAGGAACGAGGAGUUUCGCUGCUGGCCGUGGCCUUAAUAUUACUAAUCGGUAGCGACGAGACAACUCGGUCUCUAGAUCACUCGAGACUUCGAUUGCUAUCGUCGAGCAGCGAUUUGCGAUCGCACGGAUUAAUCGCGCAAGUUUUUAUUACUCGAGCUUCGGAGGUACUAUUACUCUCUCGUGACCGAACGCCAUUAUACGGCGGCUGGCGCGGUCGAGGAUGUAAUUAGAGACACCCGGGACAUCGUUUUACUCGCCGAUCGUUGUACGACGUUCUCUCCCGAACAAAGCGCACGCGAAGACCUCGAUCCGACACCUUGCGUUCAGUAAGACCCGAUAGGUCCUCCAAGGACCGAGAUUUCUGUUCUGGCCUGGCGUAAAUGAGACUAGUAAUAAGGGAAAUUUAAUUUAACUACGGUUACGAGCGUCCCUUGGUUUCACUUUCUCGCGAACACUUCCUUUCAGAUAGUACGUCAAAUCUAGCGAUGCGACGAGUCGAAUACUUUACCAACUCGAAUUACUCGAAUUCGCAAACAUUGCCAACUCGAGUUUGGACUCGAUUCCGCAUACAUUCGUCGCGAUGAGUCGAGUCAAUGACGAGUUGGCGAGUAAAACGAUUCGAGACGAAGCGAUAUAACGAAUCUAGUAUUUUAUCGACUCGAAUUAUUCGGAUAUUGCCAACAGAAGUCGAGGACGCGAUUCCGCAUACAUUCAACGCGGCGAGUAGAGUCUAUGGCGAGUUGUAGAGUAAAAUGACUUGAGUCGAAGCGAUGUAACGAGUCGAGUACCUCAUCGACUCGAGUCGAAUACCUUAUCGACUCGAGUUAUUCAAACAUGGGUAACUCGAGUUGACUCGAUUCCACAUACAUUCGUCGCGAUGAGUAGUCUAUGGCGAGUUGUAGAGUAAAGUGACUCGAGUCGAAGCGAUGUAACGAGUCGAGUACCUCAUCGACUCGAGUUACUCAAACAUGGGUAACUCGAGGACUCGAUUCCACAUACAUUCGUCGCGAUGAGUAGUCUGUGGCGAGUUGUAGAGUAAAACGACUCGAGUCGAAGCGAUAUAACGAGUCGAGUACCUCAUCGACUCGAGUCGAAGCGAUGUAACGUGUCGAGUACCUCAUCUACUCGAGUUACUCAAACAUGGCCAACUCGAAUUGACUCGAUUCCGCGUACAUUCGUCGCAAUGAGUCGAGUACAAUGACGAGUUGGCGAGUAAAACGACUCGAGUCGUAGCGAUAUAACAAAUGUAGUAUUUUAUCGACUCGAGUUAUUCGGAUGUUGCCAACAGAAGUCGAGGACGCGAUUCCGCAUACAUCCAACGCGACGAUUAGAGUCAGUGGGGAGUUGGCGAGUUAAACUAGUCGAAUAACAACUACUAGAAUAAACAAAUAAGACGCGAUUGGUAUCUCGGUCUCCCUCUAACCCUCCUAACUCGCAUUCGUUUGCACCAAUAACUCGAGUUACAAUAAAAGUGAACUCGAGUCGACCCGAGUUUAACGAGUUAAAAUACUCGACUCGUCGCAUCACUAGUCGAAUCGUUACUUGAUAUAUGCACUUGGCGCGAGGUGUCUGCCCGAACCUCCGGGCAGUAGGGUAAGGCCCUUUGUAAACGUCCCGGCAAAACCGGCGCCGCGUCAAUUUUUUAUGCCAAAAACAAUGUAACCUUCAUUUAUUUACAUUUUUACCAUCGAAAAACGAACCGGCGCCGGUUUUGCCGGUCGUGGGCAAACGGCGUUACGGUCGCUACUUAGCACGAAUAUCUCGGGAGAUGUGUUACUGCGGUGUAAUUAUCGAGAGGCGUUUGUCCCAUUAGAAAAGAACCGAUUAAGAGUAUGUAAAUCGUCGAGAGAGAGAGAGGUGUGACUAAAUUACGUGUUUCUUAUCAUUCAGUUGGGCGCGCGCUCGAGUUUCCGGAGUCGAGAGCCUCGACGCAGUUUAUUUCCGUUUAGGCGAAGACCAAGAACGCGGUCUUUGAAUUAGUUCAGCAACACACAAAAGCAUAACGACAACCACAUUCGACUAAACCAAAAUGAACCGUCUCGGUGUCUCGACGAGGAGUCAGUUUUUCGACCAUCGGGUGCGCCAUGUCUUGUCAUAAACAUUGCUCAGGGCGCAACGGAAAGAAAGCACGAGGUUUUAUCGCGACGAUUCUUCGAAAUUUGUAAAUUUGCCCUGCCCCGCACUUCUCGAGGUUCCUUUUCCUUUUCUUUUCUUCUUCUUAUUUCCCUAACGCGCGUUACAUCGCAUACUUUUACACCUUUUAGGAACUCAUACGUCCUGUCUCUUUCCUAGGGCAAUGUUUCUCUCAAGACGGAAUUCUCGUACCGAUUAAUCAGCUGCACUUCACUAAUACUUCCUUUCUGUACAUCGGUUUUGCGCAGAGCUUCGAGAUUGUCCGAUUUAGGCUUUAGAUAUA